Messenger RNA from Hyposmocoma kahamanoa, 3604 nucleotides. RefSeq lists its product as uncharacterized. The record is from RefSeq and is a predicted model, not a curated record. The coding region runs from base 214 to 3291 and encodes 1025 amino acids. The transcript has 7 exons. NCBI's taxonomy places the organism in Eukaryota, Metazoa, Arthropoda, Insecta, Lepidoptera, Cosmopterigidae.
CCGCGCGCCAUCGGAUAGGAACGCGCCAAAUAAAAAAACUCUGCUGAAUAAACGUGACAUUUUAUGGUGUUCAUUUUUAAAAAUAACUGUGUGUGUAUUUUUUUAAUUGGAAUCCGUGUUAGUGUUGUUUUUUGGAAGUAAAUUACAUUUUCCAAUACCAACAAAAGAAAAACAUACACAGUGGAACAAUCAUAGACGUUACGUCGGACAAAAAUGUGGACGCGACUAUGGGUGGUGCUCUGCGUAUCGACUCGAGCUUGGACACAGCAGACACAAACACACACGCGCGUGCAACAAGGCGGCGCGACAUUCGAAUGGGGCUGGCAGCAGCAGCAGACCGCCCCUGACUCCUCCGUUGGACAAUACUACGUUAGACUACCACAGUCUGAGCAGCGUGUGCAGUACUCAGCGGACGGGAGCGGCCACCACGGCACUGUUGUUGCUGGCACUGGUAACCCUGAGAUAGUUGGCACUGAUAACCGUGCCAGUCAAGCUCCCGCCCUGUUUAUUCCUCAGGAGCCGUUGCAAGUGUAUCAGACUCCAAAUAUAACUCAACUACAGCUGCCACAAAACCAACAACAGCCAGUGGACAUCUAUUUACUGCACCAGCAAUUCUCAAAUCCUGCAUAUCUGAACGAACAGCUGAUACAGCCAUAUUCACCAUCUAACGUAGUGCAGUAUGCCAUACCAAAUUAUUACAACCCUUCGCCCACUCAAGUGGAUUUCAACGUUCAAACAAUACAUCCUAAUAAUGCACAAGGUAAUGACGUUCCACCGUUACACUACCACCAACGCAAGGAAGGCAGCUUCGAAAUUCAGUAUGACGAUAGCUCCAAACCUCUUAAAAAAGAGGAAAUUAAGGAGCAACACGACUUUACAAAAUCUGUUGUGCAAGUAUUUAAAAACCACAAUUGCACUGAUGACGUAAAGAAUGAUGAAACGAUAAAGUUAUUCGCUCAAGUUCCAUCUAAACAAGGUAGAAAUAUAAAUGGUAAUUUUGGUGCGAGGUCUACACAAAGACCAUUGACUUAUAGAGGAGCAAUCAAUUUUAAGGUGGGACCCCCGAGAGAAAAUGCUAGAAGCGAGAAAUAUUAUUAUACAACUGAUUCCACACCAAAAAGUACAAUAAGAUCUACUACAGAAGAUGCUAGAUUCUCCAAACUUGUUCAAUCAACUCAAGACCUUAUUUCCAACGAAGAUUUGUUAAAAAUUAAUCAUGCUGCUGAAAAAUUCGUGAAUCCAAAUGAGAAUGACUUUAUUAAACCAAGACCUAGGUUCCAAUUAAGAGCUGAACAAUCUAGACACUAUAAUGAUGGUUAUUUUAAUCAGUAUCUCGAACCAGCUGGUACACCAAGAAGCAGAAUUACAGUAAAAGCUAAAAUUGGUAAAAUUGUCGACAGUGAAAUUGAACAUAUCGAAAAUAAUAAAUCAAAGGAACAAAUUUUACAAGCGGGUGCCAAUGAAUUUAAAUUUGCCUCUCCUAUCAUUGUACAAGACACACCGUAUGACAAUUAUAAGGAACAAAUCGUAAACAACUUAGUGUCUACAAUGGUUCCAUACAUUGAAAACGGUUAUGAAAUUGUGGGGGUUAGAGAUAGCGCUGAAGAAAACUUGACUAAUAAUAAUCAAGAGAAAGAAGGCUCGAGUGAAAAUUUUGUUAAUGUAACACCAAGACCUUUAGGUCAGAAAUAUUUGGCUCCUAUCACUGUAGCUCUGCGUUUACUGAAUUCAAAUGAUACUGAAACAUUUAAUGCUAUAGAUGACCAUGAAACUUCUGAUAGCGAAAUUUCUGAAGCUAUUGACAAACCAAAACAGCAUGAAAAAACAGUUGUUGAAGUUCAAGAAUCUGUUCCUGUUUCUAUAACUCAUAUAAAUGAUGUUGAAGUACAUACACAUUAUUUGGAAGAAGGUAGAGCAAAUAACAAAGGUCCUUUGGAUUAUGCAAAAUCCUUAUACAACAAAUAUAUGGACGUCUUAGACUCUUCGAAAACUAGGUAUUAUUCUGAUGAAAAGAAUGCUGAUAAUUCUAAAGACCAUGACACUAGUGAAAAUAUGCAGACUGAGGUAGAAGUAAGACCUAACAAUUUAGACAACGACAGAAAAGAAUAUAUAAUGGACUACAAUGACUAUGAAUCGAACAAUCACAAAAUUAUUCAACCAAUUAUAAUAGAGAAAGAAGUACCAGUGACUAAAUUCGUUGAUAGAUUCAUAGAGAAACAAAUACCAUACGCUGAACAUGUACAAGUACCAGUAGACAGGCCUGUAGCUGUUCCUGUCCCUUUCGAAAAAAUAGUUGAAAGACCAGUUGAAGUUACAAGAUAUGUUGAUAAACCAUAUCCUGUUGAAGUACCUAGACCGUACCCCGUUGAAGUUAAAGUCCCCUACCCUGUAGAACAGAAAGUUUUUAUUGAUCGUCCAGUACAUGUACCUUAUCCUAUAGAAAAACUUGUUGAGAAACAAAUAUUUCAUCAAGUUCCAGUACCUACUCCAGUCGCUGUACCGUAUGAAGUCCAAGUGCCAGUUGAACAACAAGUUCUGUACCCUGUGCCGAUUGAAACACCAGUACCUGUACCUUACCAAGUAGAAAAACCCGUACCUGUUGAAAAAAUUGUAACUAAACAAGUACCUGUACCUUACCCCGUAGAAAAGAUAGUAGAAAAAAAGGUACCAUACCCUGUACAAGUCCCAGUGGAAGUUAAGGUACCAUAUCCAGUUGAAAAAAUCAUUGAAAAUCCUUACGCUAUAUAUAAUUACGGUUACGGACAUGGCUAUGGACAAGGCCAAGGAAGCCAGAACCAUCCACAUUAUCUGAAGUACGAUCAACAAAGGCAAGCGUCUCACGUUCAGAAUCAAAUUCAAAAAGCGCACGAACAGCGGUUGCAAAAUCAGUACGCACAGUACCUCAAGGAAAAGCAAAACGUACAAACUACACACUGGGGCCACUUGUACGCAUCAUCUUACCAACAUAUCAACAACGUAGACCCAAAACCAACUACAGGGUUCAGAAAAACACCAGUACUAACAAAUUAUAUAAACUAUGUGACAAACCAAAAUCAAAAUCAAAACCAGGAGCAAUCAUCAGCAUAUUACGGUCCUCCUCCGGUAGAAAAAUACAAUGAUUCAUGGGAAAAGAACAAAAAUUAUAUUGUUGAGGUGAAAUUAAGAAGGACUGACAGGCAGCCCAAAAAUGGAAAUCUGAGAAUAGAAUAUGGUGGAUUCAAACCACCCCUAAUUCCAAGUACAGAAGUAGAUUUAGAUGGCAUGCCGGUAAAAAAAGAUGGCGACAGUUAAAAGAACAUUGAACCCUUGAAUAAAGGUAUUAACGUCAUCGAUAAGAAUAUCUUCUUACGUAUGUUUCGUGUAUUUGCCGAGCCUAAUAAUGUGGAAAAGCGACCUGUUUAAGUAGUUCUUUCAAGUUGACCCAGCGCCAUAAGUAAAUAAAUAGUAUCGAUAAUUCAACCUAAACUGGUUAUUGUAUAAUAAGGGUCUGAAUACACGUACAACACGGAAAAGACAGAUAACCAAGGACCUCCAUCAGAAACUGAAUAAUACUUUGUAAAUACUUAGGGUCGUAUUCUAGAACUCUACUCAAUGCUCAAGUCAG